GCGGGGAGACGUUUGCAAGACUUGCCGGGAUUUCUUACCACAAGUUUACCAGUUCUGGGCAUGGUUCCGGGACAACAGAGGAGUGAAAUCCAUUUUUUGGCCAUCUGUCAGGUGUAAACAUAUCUCUCAUUCCCACACACCACCAUGUCCUCGGAAAACACCUUGGAUGAUGAGGAUACCUUUAAAAUCCUGAUCGCUACAGAUGUCCACCUGGGUUACCUUGAGAAAGAUGCCAUCCGUGGAAGUGAUUCUUAUAAUACAUUAGAGGAGAUUCUGAAGUAUGCCAAGUCACAUCAGGUAGAUUUCAUUCUGCUGGGUGGUGAUUUGUUCCAUGAGAAUAAACCAUCCCGGCGCUGCCUUCACUCCUGCAUCACGAAACUUAGACAGUACUGCAUGGGAGACACCCCUAUACAAUUCAACAUCCUCAGUGACCAGACUGUUAACUUCAAUACCACACAGUUUCCCUGGGUUAACUAUCAGGAUGAAAACCUGAACAUCUCUAUCCCUGUGUUCAGCAUUCAUGGUAAUCAUGAUGAUCCAACAGGGGCUGAGGGUUUGUGCGCAUUAGAUCUGCUUAGUGCCUCUGGUCUUGUCAACCACUUUGGUCACUCCCAGUCAGUGGAAAGGAUAGAGAUAAGUCCCAUUCUCAUGCAGAAAGGCAACACCAAACUGGCCUUGUAUGGUCUUGGUUCUAUCCCUGAUGAGCGCCUGUAUAGGAUGUUUGUCAACAACCAGGUGACCAUGCUUCGUCCCAAAGAAGACCAAGAUGAAUGGUUUAAUCUCUUCACAAUCCACCAGAACAGGAGUAAGCAUGGACCCACAAACUACAUUCCUGAACAGUUUCUGGAUGACUUUCUUGACCUGGUGGUGUGGGGUCAUGAGCAUGAGUGUUUGAUAGCACCAUCCAGAAAUGAACAGCAGCUCUUCUAUGUGACACAGCCUGGCAGCUCUGUAGCAACCUCUCUGUCCCCUGGAGAAGCUACCAAGAAGCACAUAGGAUUGCUGAGGGUGAAAGGGCGUAAGAUGAACCUCCAGAAGAUUCCCCUCAAGACUGUACGUCAGUUCCUCAUCCAGGAUGUGGUCUUGACUGAUUACCAAGACCUUUUCACACCCGAAACACCCCAUGUCACAAAGAAGGUGGAGAACUUCUGUUAUGCAAAGGUCACUGAGAUGCUAGAAGAAGCUGAAAGAGAAAGGCUGGGGUGUCCACUCACACCAGAGAAACCUCUGAUUCGUAUCAGAGUGGAUUACAGCGGAGGUUUUGAGACAUUUAGCACUUCUCGCUUCAGUCAGAAGUUUGUAGAUCGUGUCGCCAACCCAAAAGACAUUGUUCACUUUCUUAGACGGCGUGAGCAAAAGGAGGACAUUAAAGAUGAAGUCUCUGUUGAUUAUGGCAAGCUGGUAAAAACCACAGCAGCUGAAGGACUUAGAGUGGAGGACCUAGUCAAAAAAUACUUUGAGGCAGCUGAACAGAAAGUGCAGUUAUCCCUGCUGACUGAACAGGGAAUGGGAAAGGCCAUACAGGAGUUUGUAGACAAAGAUGAGAAAUGUGCCAUAGAAGAACUUAUUACUUAUCAGCUAGAGAAGACACAGCGACACCUCCAGGGAAGAAGUGUAACUACAGAAAAGGACAUAGAUGAUGAGGUCCGGCUAUUCAGAGACUCUAAAAAGAACACCACUGAGGAAGAGAAUGAAAUCAGAGAAGCUAUGAACAGAGCUAAAGCACAGCGGUUGGAGCGUGGUGAACCUGACCAGGACAUAUCUGAUGAACUUGGUGACGUCGUUAUGGACUCCGAUGAAGAGCCAAAUCCAUUGCCUCCUCCAACACGAGGAAGAGGUCGGGGAGCAGGGAGCAGAGGGAGGGGUGGUCGUGGAAGAGGAAGAGGUGCAGCUGCCUCUGAAUCAAAACCAGUUGGUCAUGGACGUUCCCAGAAAACCUCAGCAACAACCCAAAGCAGAAGCAUUAUGCAAGCAUUUCAAGCCCCAUCCCAGAGAUCCUCUCGGACUGGAGCUGCUACGUCCUCCACAGUGGAUGAAAUGAUCAUAGAAGACUCAGAUGAAGAUAUACCAGUUAUGAAAACAACCCGUCCCCCUUCCAAAACACCCUCAUCAUCCUCGUCCUUUGCUAAGGUCAGCAGCCAGAGCCAAAGCCAGAGCCAGUCAUCUAGAGGAAUAACAUUUGAUAGCAGUGAUGAUGAUGACGAGGAUAACCCAUUCAAAGGUGGGAGGAGAAGAAAAUAAAAAUGCCCUUAAAGUUCCAUUUAUCCAUGUUGUUUCACUGCUGUUUUCUGAGUGAACUGGUACUGGAGUGUUUUGAAGGACUUUAAAGUGCUUUUUUUGGUUUCCUCAGCGUUCAGCCUUUCUAAUGUUGACAGUAAAUCUUUAUGACUAGAUUGAAGACUAAAUUUACUGUAUUAUAGAUGAGGGCAAGGUUGGCUUUCAGAUUGAAAACUUUUUGCGUGUUACCUUUUUAACUCCUCACCUUCGAGCUCACUGUUGUUAUUGGUGGAGUGUACCUAAAUCACUGAUGAUCCAUCUCUGGUUUUGUCCUUAGCCUGUAUUGUACACUGAUAUUCAGGAAGUAAUAAAUAAUUUUCGUAUAUAUUCAA
Molecule: messenger RNA, 2609 nt
Organism: Sphaeramia orbicularis (orbiculate cardinalfish)
Lineage: Eukaryota; Metazoa; Chordata; Actinopteri; Kurtiformes; Apogonidae
Gene: mre11a
Product: MRE11 homolog A, double strand break repair nuclease
Exons: 20
Coding region: 145-2241 (698 amino acids)
Biological process (GO): meiotic DNA double-strand break formation; telomere maintenance; double-strand break repair via nonhomologous end joining
Cellular component (GO): site of double-strand break; Mre11 complex; nucleus
Molecular function (GO): single-stranded DNA endonuclease activity; 3'-5'-DNA exonuclease activity; manganese ion binding
Source: RefSeq, a predicted model, not a curated record